This is a messenger RNA of Anopheles funestus (African malaria mosquito), 1052 nucleotides long. RefSeq lists its product as uncharacterized. The record is from RefSeq and is a predicted model, not a curated record. The transcript has 2 exons. Lineage: Eukaryota; Metazoa; Arthropoda; Insecta; Diptera; Culicidae. Bases 196 to 915 code for a protein of 239 amino acids.
UUUGCGCCUCCUGAUGUUGGUAGGUAAAUAUGCGUUUCGUACUGACGUAAAAUUACUCGGCACGACAAAGCUUUGUCCUCCAGCCUUAUCCCGGAGUGGAAUUCAAAAUUAUAUAAGAGCCUUCGCUGGGCGGCUGUUUUGAUAUAGCAAUUGCUCCAUCACUGCCGCUCGUUUCGCUGCUCGUGUAACCUAAAGAUGAAGACGUUUACGUCCAUUACGCUGUGCGUUCUGCUUGCUGCCGUGUCGAUCCAGGCACAACUGUCGAUGCGGGAAUUGUCCGAAAUUACAGAGACUUUCCGUGUGCGCUUUGACGACCUGCACGACGACAAGGAUGAUUUCAUCAACCUCGCACGCCGGUUAACUCGGGCUGAGCUGAAGGGAUUGAAUGAGGCGACACUGGCAAAUCUGGCCAAUGCACGAGAGGACAUCGAUGACAUUCUUUUGGAUACCCGUGAGGAGAUUGCGGCCGCCAUUAUCGAGCCAAACGCGAACGAACAGUGUCUGCUUGGUUUGGUCGACACGGUCAUUGCUGAGGGACGCACUGCAGGUGAAGGUAUGAGCGCCUGUGCCGCUGACAAGAUCGCCAUCAAGGAAGGACUCGGCGAUGAGUUCCGGGCACUGACCAACACGCUGCAGCGCAUCGCAACGGCUGCGUCAGAGUACACGCUCUACACGUUCGCCAUUCACAACUCGUUCACCGAUCCCGAGGAGCAUGUCGAAUGGUUGGAGGAGAACUACGACAAUCAGGUCGAGUUCUGGGACAAUGUUGCCCGUCCGGAAGCGCAGGAAGAUCUGGACAAUCUGGAAAUUAAUCGUCCGGCUCUGGUUGAGGAAAAUCGGCAAUGUCUGAACGCAGUGGUUACUAGCCUCAACACGGCCAUGAAUACCGUUCGUGGACAAAUCAACAGCUGUUAAAUGGAAUAUUGUAAUUUCUUGUGGACGCCAGUAUCUUGAGCCAUCCAAUCUUAUUUACAUCAUUUUUUUGCAUUACCGUACUUGUGAGUAUGUGUGAAACAGUUACGAAAUAAAACCAUGAUAGGCUGGACGCACAG